Molecule: messenger RNA, 5507 nt
Organism: Thunnus maccoyii (southern bluefin tuna)
Lineage: Eukaryota; Metazoa; Chordata; Actinopteri; Scombriformes; Scombridae
Product: inactive ubiquitin carboxyl-terminal hydrolase 53-like
Exons: 17
Coding region: 942-4097 (1051 amino acids)
Biological process (GO): response to auditory stimulus; sensory perception of sound; protein deubiquitination
Cellular component (GO): cell-cell junction
Molecular function (GO): cysteine-type deubiquitinase activity
Source: RefSeq, a predicted model, not a curated record
CAGUAAAUACAGUGUUGAAGAGGCGGGGUUUGACAUCUCAGCUCUGAAAACAUCUCUAAUCCAGUAUUUCAGGUGCCGAAGUCGACCGAGCGACCAUAGCUCACUACCGCCGCGCAUCAGCGAACUGCUGCAGAACUGCACGCCUCUCAAAAAACCGGAAUAUAUAUCGCAAAGUGGACAGAGACGGCUGUUGUGUCCGAAGUGGAAUUUCUGAAAGAGGGUAGACCUUGUAAAAGCCAGGGAGAGUGAAGUUUCAGCGGCGCAGAGACAACACUUUGUUUUCUGGUAGGUGUUUUAGUUUCCAGUAUCUGCCUCUUGAAGUACAUUUUAACCAGCGACUCCUGCGGCUCCUCAGUUCCUCCCCCUUCGAAACUCAACCAAAAUACUCCCAACUCUCCACGCUGGAGGAUAUAACCGCACUUGGGUUUUUAUUCUCUUUAAGCCCAGCUGCCUUUGCUGUCUAGUACUAAGAGAUGCCUGGAUAAAACUUUACUAUGGAUAAACCUUGGAGAGGGACGAUUUACUGCAGCUGAACAGUCUCCUCAACAGCAUUACAACCAUGUGGCAAAAUUUGCUUACAGGGGGUCCACAAUCCCUGCAUCUCAUCAGAAGUAUCAGACCAGUGAACAUCAGAGACUUUCCCAUACGGAGACUCGGAUUGUAAUUUUUUUUUUUGAUCGUGGCGAGUUUUUUUUUUUUUUUUUUUUUUUUUUUUAAAGACUUCUAACUAGCAGACAAGGUAAAAGGACCUUUUACAUGCACUGCAGAAAUGGACUAGGAGCCCAUGUGUAGCAAGGCAGCUGCUGCAGCUCGUGGAAUAACUUAGCCCCAGACUGUUGGGUAGUCACUCUUUCAGGGGCAGAGGGAUCUAAUCCCAGCACCAACCGACCCACCCUGUCGUCUGACUAUCCCACCUGUCAAAAGGCAGACCCCACUAUCCAAUGGCAUGGGUCAAGUUCUUCAGGAAGCCGGGGGGCAAUCUGGGGAAAUCGUACCAGCCGGGGAGCAUGCUGUCUUUGGCCCCCACCAAAGGACUAUUGAACGAGCCGGGCCAAAACAGCUGCUUUCUGAACAGUGCUGUGCAGGUACUAUGGCAGCUGGACAUCUUCAGACGCAGCUUGAGGCAGCUACCUGGACACUUCUGUCUCGGAGAGUCAUGCAUCUUUUGUGCAUUAAAGGGCAUUUUCUCACAGUUCCAGCACAGUCGGGAGCGCGCCCUGCCCUCUGACAACCUGCGUCACGCCUUGGCAGAGACCUUUAAGGACGAGCAGCGCUUCCAGCUGGGCUUCAUGGAUGAUGCCGCAGAGUGCUUUGAGAACAUACUGGAAAGGAUUCACCUGCACAUUGUGCCUGAGGAGACAGAUGCCUGCACUUCCAAGUCUUGCAUCACACAUCAGAAGUUUGCUAUGUCGCUUUAUGAGCAGUCUGUGUGCCGUAGCUGUGGGGCCUCCUCCGACCCACUGCCGUUUACAGAGCUAGUGCAUUAUGUUUCCACCACCGCGCUCUGUCAACAGACACUUCAGCGCAGAGACGAGUCAUUUGGGGAACUGUUACAAGCUGCGUGUACGAUCGGGGACCUUCGUAACUGUCCGAGCAACUGUGGCCAGAGGAUUAGGAUCAGACGGGUCCUCAUGAACUCCCCAGAGAUUGUUACCAUAGGCUUCGUCUGGGAUUCUGACCAGUCAGACCUCACAGAGGAUGUUAUCCGCUCACUGGGACCUCAUCUGAGUCUGUCUGCGCUCUUCUACAGGGUGACAGAUGAGCAUGCCAAAAAGGGAGAGCUGCAGCUCGUGGGGAUGAUCUGCUACUCCAGCCGUCACUAUUGUGCCUUCGCAUUCCACACCAAAUCCUCCAAAUGGGUCUUCUUUGAUGACGCCACAGUGAAAGAGAUUGGCUCCAGGUGGAAAGAUGUGGUCAGCAAAUGUAUCAAAGGUCACUUCCAGCCUCUUCUCCUUUUUUACUCCAACCCCGAUGGUAGUGCCAUCAACACAGAAGAUGUCUCUCGACAAAACAGCAGCCAGUCCCACUUGAAGACCCCUGUCAAUGGAGAAGUACAAGGCUAUGAGUCUUCAGUUUCAGCUCCCAAGAAGCUGGACCUCACCAGGGAGAAUCUGAACGCUGUGUUGAGUCAAAACUCUUUCAAACAGAAGAGCCCUUCAACCUUUAGCCGGGGAAGUGCUCAGACCAGCGGUGGACGGGGACCAGUGAAAAUUGGCACCACUGAUCCAAAGAAUCGCCUCAGGGAGAUUUCUAGAGAAGUUGCCCAGAGAGCAGGAGAGGUGCGGGGGAUGCAUCCAUCCAGAAGAGAGCCUGACAGGAGCGGUCAGCAGAGGCUGGAGUCACGAUACAGAGAUCCAGGUCAAGACAAGACCUACUCCCGCUCUGCCUCCCCUCCAGAGAACGGCUUCAAAAAACACCUGGAGACUCGCCUGUACAGCAGCCAAGGGAAAGGUCCCACCCGGACUGAGCGACCUCCCCACCUCGGCAAUCGGUCCUCCCAUGAGCCCUCUCGCUCUCACUCGAGGGUCCAGGUGUUACCCAGCAUGCCCAGUGGCAGCGGCCAUCACAGCCGGAGACUAGACCAGCUCUCCAAUGGAUAUGAUACCGACAGCAGCCAAGACUCUCGAGAGCGUCCUGGAAGUGGAGGGAACAGCCGCAGCAGGUCCAGCCGUCCGUGGAAGCCCAUGCGGGAGGUGCUAAACGUGGACAGCGUUUUAAGCAGCGUUAGUCCCAGUGGCGGCAAUUCUGUAAGUGAAGAGCGAAGGCAGCAUAGCCCCAGGAGAAGACCCAACAGUCAGUCGCCCUCACGUGACCGAGAGCGAGACAGAGAUUUUACGUGGGGAGGUCGGGAAGAGCGCAAACCCAAGAGCCUUAUGACCAUUUAUGAGGACGAGCAGAGGCAUGAAACAGGUGGCAGUCGAAGCUCGCUGGACUCAGAUGGCCGGGGCGGCUACAGUGACAAGGACAGGUCAAAGGGCACAGCAACUCUUAAAGUCCGCAGUGACAACUGGAAGAUCCAGCGAACUGAAUCUGGAUAUGAAAGUAGUGACAGACUAAGCAACGGCUCAGCAAAUCUUGACUCACCUGUGGUAGAGAACCUUUCUUCCAAGGACCUGCGGCCAAUACCUGAGCUGCAUCAGACAAGGGAUCACCUCCCUCAAAGAAGAAGUGAUGAUUCGAAGGCUGAUAUAUUGCACUCAUACAUUACAUUUUCCACUGGUGAACAAGGAAGAAAAUCUCCAGAUCUGCAAGACACAAACAUCCUAUCUGGUCAGAUAAUAAAAAGAAGUAGAGCUUUCCGAUACACUCCAGGAAUCUUGGAAAAUGAAAAUGGCCUGGACAGCGAACAAGAGGAAAAUGUGGAUGGCAGCCCCGUGAGCCCCAUGCCUCCUUAUUUAACAAAGACCAGCAGUUCUGAGUGGAAUAGCUCAGAUGACCUCGCUGGACCCUUCUCCGAACAAGAAGAGACUGGCACUGUGGCCCACGUAGACCCUUUCCUGCACAACUACCCCCCACCGUUACCCCCCAAGACCUUUGGCAACAGUCAUGCUGACCCAUCUGACACCCACUCGCAGCCGCUGGAGGUGCCAAUGCGGUUGAGCCCCCGCAAUGAACCCAAAAAUAGCUUGUCCCCACUCUCGCACACCACCCUUCGUCGGUGGAUUGAGACACCUGCCGAGCACAGGCUUUCAUCAGACGCCAGCUCAAAGUCUGGGUCAUCAGACCAGGACAGGAACGAUCUUUCGGCCAGCGAGAGUGACGACAGGUUACCUAGUCCAAAGCCCAGCAACAACGAUGGUACAGACUCUGCUUCUGUGACAGAUAUGGUUCUUCCCACCACUUACUUUUCUGUGGAUAACUGUAUGACAGACACUUACCGGGCCAAGUAUCAUAAGAGGCCUGCCUUGUACAUGAAAGUAGAGGACCAUACAUCAUCAGGGGAGAGUGACGUAGAAGGGAGGGGGCUCCCUGUAGCAGAUGUUAAGCCACCAGAGCCCUCCAAAAGCAGAUCAGAAUCAGGCUAUUCUACGACUAAGACUACUGCAAAGUGGAAUCCAGUUACUCCAAAAGGACUUGAUGAGCAUGGUUUCCUAUGAUUUUAGCAAAAGCAUCAAUGGACCUUGUAUGAUCCCAUGACUGGAUGCCAAAAGGAACUGUUAACUGCUUUCUUACAGGGAUGUGUCUUUACUUGUCAUGACAUAAAGUUCGACAUGAAUGUGGAUGCCAAAGAGAUUGGUCCUGAGACAUUGUAAAAAGAAUUGCAGAGGUCCUUAAUAGAGAUCUUGCUGUUUUGGUAUGAGUUACCAAUAGCUUUGAAUAAAUAUUGAAUUUGCACAGUAGAUAGCACCAGAAAGGUACAGAAAGAAACACGCCUGAAACAUUUUACUGUUGAUUAUGUUCAGAUGUUUUGAAUUCACAAGGGUCGGGUUAGGUGAGUUAAGAAUGUGUCACAAAAGCCACUUUACCACACGAGAUUAAGAGAAAUUCACAUGAAGACAUAACCUUUUUCUUACAAUUCUCUCAUUCUAUGGAAAACUUUUUGUUUAUUUGUUGAACUACUCCCAUUUCAGUGUUAUCGAGUGUUUUUGACAUGAUAUACCUACCUUUCAGUGGGUUUUAAAGAACAUGAGAGGUUCUAGUAAUAUUCAGAACUUGUUUGUUUUUUUGUUUUGUUUUGUUUUUGCUGGUUUUUGAAAGUAACGCUACUUAUUGGACACUCCUGGCACGACUUAAAAAUGGAUCCCAAGGAUCCGUGUGAAUAUGAAACUCACAAAGGUUUUUGGCUAAUGAGAACUCCUCACAGGACUGUUAAAGUGAGACAGCUUACAGCCAUGGAUUACUGAUGGUACAUGGAGUUUAAUGACCAUUGGAAAUAACAUACAAAGUCAUAUGACAACCAGAGGAGGUCUAAUAUGCCAAACAAAACAACUCUGAUAACCACUGUGGUGUCCAGGGGCUAUAUGUUAAAUUAAAUGCUAAUUGGCAGAAAAGUAUGUGGCACAUUAACUUAAGGCACGUCCCUAUCUUCUCACAUGCACACCUGCACACCUCCUGUCAUCCCUACAUAUUAACUGUGUUCUAUGUCUUUGCACUGUAUUUCUGGUUGAUCAUUUCUCGUUUCACACUCUUAACAAUUAUAAGCUUCCAGUUUGUUUUUUUUUUUUUUGUCUUUAGCAAAAUUGAUAAAUUUAUCAGUUACCUAUCCUGUUUCUUAAAAAUAGUUCCUAUUAGCAAGUCUGCACUGGUAGGAAAUGGACAUGUCAGGAUGUUUUUCUUUAAGGGGGUUAUUAAUAAAAUCUUGUAAAUCUCUGUAGUGUACUAUUUUUUGGUUCAAAAUGUUUUCUAUAUGCAGCAAACUUUAAUGCACAGUGCCUUUUGUAUUUUUCUAUGUCAAGAGAAGAUUGAAUUGGAGCCAUGAUUUGUACAAUUCUUUCUGAGAUUUUGUAACAUUUUAUUUUAUUUUUAUUGAUUAACGAUUGUUAAAUAAACAAUUUUAUUUAACCAUA